Messenger RNA from Aegilops tauschii subsp. strangulata, 1468 nucleotides. RefSeq lists its product as uncharacterized. NCBI's taxonomy places the organism in Eukaryota, Viridiplantae, Streptophyta, Magnoliopsida, Poales, Poaceae. The record is from RefSeq and is a predicted model, not a curated record.
CUCUCGCCACACGUCUACGGUCUGCCUCAAUCCUACCUCGCUCGUCCCGUCACCUCAAUCCAACCAGAUGGCCACCUCUGCUCUCCCUUUAAAUACGAGAGUACACUUCGCUCUUGGUGUCGUCGCAGUACCACUGUACCAGUAGUCAAGCCUAUUUCGAUCUCCUCACUCACUCCUCACCACCACACAGGGCAGCCAGUCCAGCCAGACUGCAGAAUGGCGACCACCGCGGCCGCGCUGAGCAUGAAGCUGCUGGUGGACACCAAGGCGCGGCGCGUGCUGUUCGCGGAGGCGGGCAAGGACGUGGUGGACUUCCUGUUCUCCCUCCUCUCCCUGCCCGUCGGCACCGCCGUCAAGCUGCUCGGGAAGGGCUCCAUGGUCGGCAGCGUCGGCAGCCUCUACGCCAGCGUCGAGAAGCUCGACGGCACCUACGUCCAGCCCGGCGCCGCCAAGGACGCGCUCCUCCACCCCGCCGUCCUAUCCCCGGCCGUCAGCAACAAAAGCUCCCUCCUCUUAGGCUCGCCGCACCCACCGUCGUCCCUCCGGGCCCAGCCUGAGCCCCAGCCGACGACGUUUUUCGGAUGCAAUAGGUCGCGCAACUACGACCACGUCUACCUCGUCGACGAGUGUGGCCGCCAGCUUUCUUGCAGCGGCUGCCGUAGCUACAUGACGGGCACGAGAGGCACCGCCUGUCCGUCGUGUGGCGGCCAGAUGUCCAAGGAGCUGAAGCUCGUGCCGUCGGCGGUGCCCGGACGGCAGGCGGCGCAGGAGGCGGGCGGCGUCACCGGGAAGGGGUUCGUGCAGGGCAUCGUGACGUACACGGUGAUGGACGACCUCACCGUGACGCCCAUGUCCUCCAUGUCCAGCAUCACCCUGCUCAACACAUUCGGCGUCAGGGACCUCGGCGCGCUCGAGGAGAAGACUCUGCAGCUCAGCUACAACGAGGGUUUGGAUAUCCUCAAGGCGUCGCUACAGUCAAAGACCGUCCUCACCGACGUUUUCCUCAAGCCCAGCAAGGUUUGAAGGCACGGUCCUGCGCGUCUGACAUGCUCAUCGACAUGGAAAAAUAGCUCGAACCAUGUAGGGUUAAGUAGGUCCUUUUGUAUGAACUGUGCAAGGGCGCGGCUAGUAGCUCCAUCCAUCUAGCUACAUUAGGUUGGCUCUUUGUGUGAGCAUUCAGAACUAUCUUACCGUGGCAUCUUUUGGUAAUGUCAGUAUCAGCUGGUAUUAGUUAGUUGCUCUUAAUCCAGCUUAACUUAUCAAUUACCCCAGGUCGUAGUAGUACUCAGUGUUGAUGCUUCUUCAUUGUUGACUUGAGGGGGAGUAUUGACGUAGAAAUGCAUAGGCCACCUUUCCUCAUAAGCUUGAGCUUUUGGGUGAUCUGACUAGUGCGUAAAGUUCUACAUUCAUGUGUAUGUUGUAUGUGUCAAUCUGUGUAGCAACAUGGUUUAUUUCCUUUGUUGCUUAA